Blastomyces gilchristii SLH14081 is the source of this 1606-nucleotide messenger RNA. Its product is annotated as ssDNA binding protein Ssb3. Gene Ontology annotation, molecular function: damaged DNA binding; single-stranded DNA binding. Gene Ontology annotation, cellular component: nucleus; site of double-strand break; DNA replication factor A complex. NCBI's taxonomy places the organism in Eukaryota, Fungi, Ascomycota, Eurotiomycetes, Onygenales, Ajellomycetaceae. The transcript is spliced from 4 exons. The coding region runs from base 478 to 831 and encodes 117 amino acids. The record is from RefSeq and is a predicted model, not a curated record. Gene Ontology annotation, biological process: base-excision repair; nucleotide-excision repair; mismatch repair.
GGCAAUGUUCUUUCUAUGUAGCGCAUACGCAAAAAAACAAACGUGAAAACACCCCCGGCGGGGCUCGAACCCGCAACCUUCAGAUAAACUCUCCCGAAGCUUCCUGGACAUUGAUAGAAGUCUGACGCCCUACCAUUGGGCUACGGGGGCUGUUUAUUGAACUGAGAAAAUCCCACAUUUUCCAACUAUUGGACGAAGAAGCCGAAAAUAUGCCGAAAGUGCGCUGAGCAUCACGUGUUUUCGCGUACUUUACCCCGCGACGCGGCGAGCUCAAUUCCAAAUUCCAAAUUCCAAAUAAUUUCCAACCGCAUCCAGCGAGUCUCAGGCUCGACAGUAAUUAAUUAUUAUUGAAGCAAUCUCACGCAAAAUAAAAACAAAAUCCCCUGCCUUUAUCAGUCAAUUUCCCACCAGCUAGCUAAUACAAAGCCUUAACCCAGCGUCCCCGGAAAACAGCCUCGAAAGGUCAAAAACCAAACCAUGUCCCUCUCAACCCCGCGCCUCCUCCCAGACCACCUGCACGCCUUCCUCCCAGGCCCAAACCACUCAGGGCCGACCACAAUCCGCAUCUUAGGAACUGUAACAGAGUUGCGCGGUGAACAUGCGACAAUCACCUGCGGUAACAAUGGGAAUGCCACGUUAAUUUUGAACCGCGAGGCGCAUUUGCAACUGGGCAGGAUGGUGGACGUUAUCGGGAAAGUUACGCAGACUGAAGCGGGCCUGGCUAUUCGGGUUUUAAAUGCAGUGGAUUGUGGUGAUCCAAAGGAUAUUGACUACAAAAUCUACGAACAAGUUGUCGACGUAACGCAUCGAGUAAAGGACAUCUUCUACUAAAAGGAUCGGAAUAUGAAGUGGUUGUCAUGUCCUAUCGAAACAACGUCCUUAUUUUGAUAUCCAUACGCUUACUCGCAUCCCGAAACCCAUCAAUUUCCAGCUUCCCUGUAAAGCGACGUGUUCAGGGAGAAGCGGGCAUGAGAGUGGAAGUGAAUGGUUAUUAUUCGUUUCAAUUCAGCUCGGAAAAUGGAGAAUUUUCCAGUUGGGCGUUUAUUAAUUGAUGGAAAGAGAGAUUUGCUGUCAUUUCUACCCUCUACGGAUACAUAUAAGGAGGGUUUCGAGAGAGCCUGUGGCGCCGCAGUCGAUGCCUUUUUUUGCUCGUUUUUCUUUUAACAAGGGGCGAGCUAAAACCAGAUCCGUCUCUGUGUAGGGUUUCCCCUGGCUGGUUCAUGUCUAUUUUAUCAUCGUUUACCAUCUUACGACCGGCGUUCAGGUAUAAAUUUUGCCCAAUCGAUUUACUUUAGUUGGAGACUUCGGCAGCAAAAAAGGAGCCGAAAUGAAUAUACAUGAGAAAUUUUUCAUGGAUUUCGGGCUUACAGCUCACGCUUGGGCGAAAAAAAAAAUAUUCAAGCACAAAAAUCACAAUCCAAUUCAUAAUUGUGAAGAGGAGUCAGUUAAUCUGCCACGCACUCCUUUCCAUUCAAGUUUGUCCAACAUAAAUAUAUUAUGCAGAGCACAAAACAAAACACAUCAAUCACUGCGUAGGCGAAACAGAUUCGUUAAACACUUAAUUGCACCCACAAUCAUAAGGCGAGACAAAUCAAUCGUAACCAGU